This is a messenger RNA of Leptomonas pyrrhocoris, 1596 nucleotides long. RefSeq lists its product as hypothetical. Bases 190 to 1596 code for a protein of 468 amino acids. Gene Ontology annotation, molecular function: protein phosphatase 2A binding. NCBI's taxonomy places the organism in Eukaryota, Euglenozoa, Kinetoplastea, Trypanosomatida, Trypanosomatidae. The record is from RefSeq and is a predicted model, not a curated record. Gene Ontology annotation, cellular component: cytosol. Gene Ontology annotation, biological process: regulation of signal transduction; regulation of dephosphorylation. The transcript has a single exon.
GUCCUUCAAGAAGGAAAAGCACAUCAUUUGGAAGACGAGACGCGGGCAACUUACAUUCGGCUUGCGCUUUAUUUUUUCCCUUCUUUCCCUUUUCUUUUUGUGUGGUCUCUCUCGCAAACGAAGCGAGUGCAUCCGCUUACUGUUUCCUUUGCGUGUCUGCCGGCAAACGAAUCGGCUGAAAGGGAAAGCAUGUCUUCCUCUGCGACCGCAGCGGACCCGUCGCGUGACCACGUCACCGUGAAAGGUCACUUCACCAGCCUCUGCGAUGACUACACAAGCAACAUCGUGAACACGACCCUGGCCAGCACGGACCCCCUUCUCAGCGCGGCAAUUCGAAGGCUGAUCGCUGAAUUCGAGCAGUUCUGGCGGCACCUGUCCGCUGUGGGCGCUUUCUCGCCUAAUGACGAGUUGGAGGAUUACUCCACCACCGCGUUGGAAAUGGUGUGGACGCCGUACAUCAUCGCCGACCUGUAUCAGCGCGUUCAGGGUCCGGCUCCGUCAGCUAAUGAUGGACGGGGCGGAAUUCAAGCUGCAGAGGGACGGAGUGCGAAUGCAGAACGGAUGCGCGGCGAAGAAGCCUUGCGUCACGGAGAGCAAAGACAGAUCGACGACGUCCAGACGACGCAGUCGGCGGGCGAGACUGCCCGGUUGACCUCGCACAGCUUGCAGGAGGAAGGCCUGCGAUCACUGACCCGGCAAGAGGCACUCGCCCGCUCCCACGCCUGGUUCAAGAUAUUUUUUGAAUGGAUGCAGAACGUGGAGUUGGUGGAUGAAAAGACGUUGAACACGUACUCGGUCUACCGCCCUGAUCAGCGUACCCAACGCAUUGAGCUUUCCCGCACCCUUACCAGCCUGAAGGCGGCGUGGAGGGCGGAAGAGGACAAGGUGGGCUAUUUGCGUGCGAAGCGCCGACGCAUGCGGGAGCUGAUGGAAGAGGACGGCGAAGCAGCGGAGGAGACGGGUGGUGAGGAGGAGGAGGCACUGCGCGAACGUGCACUGGCCCGACUGAAGUGGUCCAUCUACGAAGCAUGCCAUCAGCUGCAAAUUUCGUCGCGCGAGCUGAGCAUGCUGGAGGCGCUGGAUCCCGCACAGCGGGCUGCAAUCUCGAAGGAGUAUCAGGCCACCAUGGACGCCGUGCGCCGCGGGGAGCUGUCGCUGGGGCGGCACACCUACACAAUUUUAUCUGGUGGAAUGAUGACGGCAGGCACGAUCGAUCAGCCGCAGCAGGUACGAGCCAGCGACAUCUUGCAGUCCGGCGGAAUCACGCAGACGAUGCCCGCCCCGGCAGCGACAUCGUCCGUUGCGCUCGGCAGCGUGGCGAAUCAGCGGCUCUAUCGUCAGCAGGUGCGCAACGAACUCAUGGUAGACAGAAACGCGCCCACCAUGACGCUGCAGGAGUUUGCGGCGAUGGAAAUGGCGGACAUCCAACGUCAAAUGGACGAGGCCCAGGGUAGGCAGCAGCAGCAGGCAGAGGAGGAUGCCCGUAUUGGCCCGGACGGCGUGGAGGAGCGCAAACGACAGAAGGACAGCGCCUGGGACGACUGGAAGGACGAUCACCCCGCUUUCGGGGUUACCAACAAAGGCAACUACUCUUGA